Molecule: messenger RNA, 1824 nt
Organism: Exophiala xenobiotica
Lineage: Eukaryota; Fungi; Ascomycota; Eurotiomycetes; Chaetothyriales; Herpotrichiellaceae
Exons: 6
Coding region: 1-1824 (607 amino acids)
Molecular function (GO): FAD binding
Source: RefSeq, a predicted model, not a curated record
AUGGCACAAACUAACGGCUUGAGCGAUGGCGCUGCCAAUGGAGUGCAAAAUGGCGAUACAGACAUUGAAGUCUUUACGGAUUAUCUGAUUGUCGGUACUGGUCCAGCUGGUGCUUCGCUAGCAUGUUUUCUCACGCAGCAUGGUUUGACUGGCUUGAUCGUUAGCCAAGAUCCAGGCAACGCGGAUACCCCUCGAGCUCAUAUCACGAACAUGGCAGCAAUAGACUGCCUGCGAGACAUUGGAGUGGACAGAGACUGCUAUAUCAUCGGCACUUCUGGCGAUUCUAUGAUUCACACCCGUUGGUCCAACAGUUUCGCUGGUGAAGAGUAUGCUCGCAUCUACUCAUGGGGCAACGACCCGAAACGAAAGGGCGACUAUGCGCUUGCCAGCCCUUCAGAGCCUCUGGACUUGCCACAGACCUUACUUGAACCUCUACUGAUACGAUAUGCUACGUUGAAUGGGUUCAAGUGCAGAUGGGACACCAAAUUCGUCUCUUUCGUCCAAGAACCGAACGGCAGGGGCGUCAGCACCACUCUUCACGACAGAGUCACAGGUCGCGAUUAUCGAGUCCGCUCCAAGUAUUUGUUCGGCGCCGAUGGUGCUCGUAGUCCCAUCAUGCAGCAAACAGGCAUCCCGAUGAUCAAGCGCCCUGGCCAGGGUUAUGCUAUCAACAUUUUGAUGGAGGCAGACCUGUCGCAUCUGAUGGAGAAUCGCAUGGGCAAUCUGCACUGGCUUCUGACGCCCGACAAGGAGCAUCCCGAUUUUGCUUGGAUAGGUUGUAUUCGAAUGGUGAAGCCGUGGUUCGAAUGGUUGUGCAUCAUCUUUCCUACGCCAGGAGCCGAAAGGAAAAAUCGGUCUCCCGACGAGUACAUGAAACGUGUCCGCGAAUUCAUUGGAGACGAUUCAGUCGAGGUGAAAGUCAAGGGUAUCUCUACCUGGAUGAUCAAUGAAACAGCCGCAGAAGCAUACUCGAAAGGGGAUGUCUUCUGUCUCGGUGAUGCCGUACAUCGACACCCUCCGAACCAUGGCUUAGGGUCAAAUACUUGUAUUCAAGACGCCCACAACCUGGCAUGGAAGGUGGCAAUGGUCCACAAAGGUCUCGCUGGAAAGGAGUUGCUGGACAGUUUCAGUAUUGAACGACAACCCGUUGGGCUUGACGUCGUUACACAGGCGAACGCUUCUCUUCGCAACCACAAGAGGAUCUGGGAAGUUCUCGGGAAUUUGGAGUCCACGGUUGCGGCCCGCAUGGAAGCCUUUAAUAUCCUCAAAGAAGACUCUGAGAGAGGACGAAAACGUCGGGAAGAGUUGCAAGCGUGUUUGAAGCUCAUCAACCGCGAGGAACAUGGUCUUGGUAUCGAGAUGAACCAACGGUACACGUCGACGGCCGUGUACAAGUCUGACCAGGGAGCAAUGCCUACGUUCUCGACGGAUCCCCUCGAAUACUAUCAUGCGACCACAUACCCUGGUGCACGAUUGCCUCAUGUCUGGCUUAGCCACACCAUUCCUUCCAAGGCAGUUUCCACGAUUGAUCUGGCUGGAAAAGCUCGCUUCUCUUUGUUCACCGGCAUUGGUGGCCAAGGAUGGAAGGACGCGGCGGAGAGGAUUUCUGCUGAGCUUGGCGUUCCUAUCGCUGCUUACUCGAUAGGAUUCAGACAAGACUAUGAAGAUCGCUACCUCGACUGGGCCAAGGUCAGAGAUAUAGAAGAAUCAGGCUGUGUCUUGGUAAGGCCAGACUAUUUCGUGGCAUGGAGGAGUCAGCGGUGGGAACAGGAUGGGGUCGAGAAGCUGAGAACGGUGAUGAAAUCGGUGCUGUCACGAAGUUGA